This is a messenger RNA of Colletotrichum karsti, 1686 nucleotides long. Its product is annotated as DNA polymerase. Bases 1 to 1686 code for a protein of 561 amino acids. The transcript has 3 exons. Gene Ontology annotation, biological process: translesion synthesis. Gene Ontology annotation, molecular function: DNA-directed DNA polymerase activity; damaged DNA binding. The record is from RefSeq and is a predicted model, not a curated record. Lineage: Eukaryota; Fungi; Ascomycota; Sordariomycetes; Glomerellales; Glomerellaceae.
AUGGAUUUGUCUAGAAGACGGGCCCCCAAGAGGAAGGAUAACCGAAUCAUUCUCCACUUCGACUACGACUGCUUCUAUGCCUCAGUCUAUGAGAACCGGGACCCGCGGCUGAAGGCGCUGCCGCUGGGCGUGAAGCAGAAGAACAUCCUCGCGACGUGCAACUAUGUCGCCCGCCGGCGAGGUGUGAAGAAGCUCAUGUUCAUCACCGAUGCCAAGAGGAUAUGUCCCGAUUUAGUAAUCAUCGAGGGCGAGGACCUGACGCCGUUUCGCGAUGUGAGCAAGUUGCUGUUUGGAUUCCUGAGAGGGUUCUCGUGGUGCGGCAAGGUCGAGAGGCUGGGGUUCGAUGAAGUCUUCAUGGAGCUCGAAGAUGUCACGGAUAUCGUCGACUACAACAUGUUCUGUCUCAACAGGGCGUCGUUGUCCGAGUCGUUUUUUCACCUUUCCAAGUCGGAUCCUGAAAAUGGAUUCACCUGCGAUAUGACAAAAGUCGCUGGGUGCGUAUUCGGAUCUACUCCCGAGCUGGGUAAUCUCGACGAUGCGAGCUAUGUUCGGCUGCUUCUUGGGAGCCAUUUGGCUUUUCAUCUGCGAAUGAAGCUGGAAGAGGACUUCGGCUUUACGGCUUCCGUCGGGGUGUCGACGAACAAGCUGCUUAGCAAGCUUGUCGGCAGUGUGAACAAGCCGCGAAACCAGACGACGCUCAUGUCUCUCACCGAUACUGUUGUCGAGGAGUUCAUGGACGCGCACUCGGUCAGAAAAGUACCCGGCAUUGGGUUCAAGAUCUCGCGCACGCUUGAGUCGAAAUACCUCGCGGCUCAACCAGGUCCAGAUGAGGCAGACAGAGAGACGUCUCCCCUGAAGGUCCGCGAUGUUCGGGUACACCCGGACACGGCGCCAAGUUCCUUGGAGGAGCUCCUGGGCGGUCCUGGGUCAGAGCGUGGCGUAGGCGAGAGGGUGUGGGGUCUCCUGCAUGGCGUCGAUGAUACGGAAGUCAAGGACGCGAGCGACAUUCCUUCACAGAUCAGCAUUGAGGAUACGUUCAAGGGCUUGGAAACAAUGCCUCAGAUUGAGAAUGAACUACGAAAGAUUUCUGCCUCGUUGGUCAGACGGAUGCGGACAGAUCUUUUGACAGACGACGACACAGCGGAGCCUGGAGGCCAGAGAUGGAUUGCCUAUCCAAAGACUCUGCGACUUUCUAUACGAUCAUGGCCCGCCGACGCAACGCCAAACUUCCAGCGCAUCUCCAAGUCUCAACCUCUCCCUAACUUCAUCUUCAACCUCAAAGAUACCCCCGAGUCCAUCGCAGAACGACUCACGACCGAGAUCCUCCUUCCGACGACGAAGAAGUUCUACCCCGCGAACCACAAGUGGAAUUUGCAGCUGAUGAACGUGUGCGUGGCGAACAUGGCCGCCAGCGGAAGCGAAGCCGGUCCUGGAGUCGGGCGGGACAUUUCCGUCAUGUUCAAACGGCAGGACGAUGUGCUGCGGCAGUGGAAGAUCGAUACUGCCAUCGUCGAGGACGAGCAGCCUGUUUCUGACGAUUCGCCUGAUGAGGAGGAGUUGGGCGAGUUCGAUGCCGGUGAUUCUUGGGAGGAUGACGAGGAGACGGCUCGGUGUCCCCUGUGCGGACACUGUAUUCCUCCCUUUGCUUUGGCUGCUCAUGCUCGAUACCACCAUCUAGGCGACUGA